UAUACAAAUGUAUUUGGUGGCCAAAACAUAAACUUAAACACUUGGCCGGUUACAAGUACUUAUUCCAGAAAUUAUCUACAGAGCCUCAUCGAAACCGGAAGUAUGCUUCCAAAGAUCAUUUUUUGCACCGGGGUUCUUCUGGCCACGCUUAUAGUUAUACUCCUUGCAGUAUUUUCUCCAGUAGUCCACAGAAAGCCAGUAAAGAAUUCUACAAGCCCAGUGAUGGCUUUUUCCUUGUACCUUCAACAACCUCAACUUUCAAGUUCCAAUCCCCACACUGUGGCCUCACCAGAUGCUGGAGCAUUAAUCUUUCAUCGCACCCUCACUGUCGGUCCAGAGAAAACGUCACUGGUAGUCGGAAAAGCACAAGGCUUCAUGAUCCCUGUUGAACAAUUCGCUCAGUCUGCGUUCAAUCUUAUUUAUUUCACAUUCGACACACCUGAAUAUUCAGGAAGCCUCAGCGUCCAGGCCAAGAAUUUCGGCCACAAGGACAGAGAUGAACUCGUAGUGGUAGGUGGCACGGGCUCUUUUGCUUUUGCACGCGGUAUUGCAGUUUUUCAGCAGACAGAAUUAGAAGAAGGUUCUGCAUCCCAUAUAACAUACAAAAUCAAACUGAAACUAGAAUAUCCCGAAUAAUCUCGAAAAGUAAGGGGAUAAUCAUCUAGACGGCAUUUUUUUGUUGUAGUCCCUCCAUUUUGAAAUAUAGAUCGCUUGACUUCUAAGAAAUGCAAUAUUGAGUUAUUUAACGAUUUUUACUUGUCAA
Molecule: messenger RNA, 763 nt
Organism: Daucus carota subsp. sativus
Lineage: Eukaryota; Viridiplantae; Streptophyta; Magnoliopsida; Apiales; Apiaceae
Product: pterocarpan synthase 1
Exons: 1
Coding region: 103-636 (177 amino acids)
Source: RefSeq, a predicted model, not a curated record